Zonotrichia albicollis (white-throated sparrow) is the source of this 2801-nucleotide messenger RNA. NCBI's taxonomy places the organism in Eukaryota, Metazoa, Chordata, Aves, Passeriformes, Passerellidae. The record is from RefSeq and is a predicted model, not a curated record.
AUCACCGUGCUGGGGACCCCCGCGGAAGAGCAAGGAGGAGGCAAAAUAGACCUCAUCAAGGCUGGGGCGUUCGAUGGCCUGGAUGUGGUUUUCAUGGCGCACCCCUCGCAAGAAAACGCUGCUUACCUGCCCGACGUGGCCGAGCAUGAUGUGACUGUGAAAUACUAUGGAAAAGCUUCUCAUGCUGCUGCUUAUCCUUGGGAAGGAGUUAAUGCAUUAGAUGCUGCUGUUCUUGCCUACAACAAUCUGUCUGUUUUAAGACAGCAGAUGAAACCGACCUGGAGAGUUCAUGGUGUAAUAAAAAAUGGUGGUGUGAAACCUAACAUCAUUCCUUCUUACACUGAACUAGAGUUUUACUUGCGUGCUCCCUCAAGGAAAGAGCUUUCUGUUCUGACAGAGAAGGUUGAAAACUGCUUCAAAUCUGCAGCAGUGGCCACAGGAUGCAAGGUGGAAAUAAAAGGUGGUGAAAAUGAUUACUACAAUGUGCUUCCAAAUAAGAGCCUGCAGAAAAUUUACAAGGAGAAUGGAAAGAAGCUUGGAAUAGAUUUUAUAUCAGAAGAUGCUAUCUUGAAUGGUUUGUCAGGUUCGACGGACUUUGGAAAUGUUACAUUUGUGGUCCCUGGGAUUCAUCCUUAUUUUUAUAUUGGCUCUGAUGCAUUGAAUCACACUGAGCAGUACACAGAAGCUGCAGGGUCACAGACUGCUCAGUUCUACGCCUUGCGCACAGCCAAGGCUUUGGCAAUGACAGCACUGGAUGUCAUCUUCAAGCCAGGUCUGUUAGAAGAAGUCAGGGAAGACUUCAGAGAAGUGAAGCUGAAAGAAGAGGAACAAACAAAUCCAGUAGAACCUAAAAGAGAAUCUGGUGUUGGUGAAGGAGCAUGUGCAUCACACUAAACUUGAUUAAAACACUCUCAGUAGCAUUGACUUAAUGGAGAUGCUGUAUUUAAAUCCCAAUAGGGGCUGGAUAAAUACGUAGCUGAAGAAAUUAUGAUUUUAUUUAAUUUGGACUUUAGGAGAAGUAAAUAGUAUAAUUGCUUUCAAAAAUGUGAAAUUUCAUCUAGCUGUAAUGUUUGUGUUCACUAUGGUUAUGAUUUUCAUACAGAGAUCUCAAAUAUGUUCUCUUUAAUUUCCAGUUUUGAAUGAAUUAUAGUGUUUAGAUCCCUUGUCAGUGAUUUUCCAUGUAGUGCUAUAUUAAUAUUCUUUUUAGAGGAAGUAUGGUUGUUUUCUGUUCUAAAAUAAGCACUUUUCAUUCAGUGAUCAUAUGCUGAAUCUGAUCAGUGAAGCUUUUAUUAAAUUUCUGGUCAGUCACUUUUCUUGGGACAAGAUGGAGACUUAAAAAAUGAGCUGGUUUCACUGGAGAGAAGGGGCUAUGUUUGGAAAUAUACUUGGUUUUGAUAACAGUAACUUCCAGCAAUGGAAGAGGACUGUUUGUAUAGGAGUGCAAUCUGAAAAGCUUGAUUGUCCUGAAAUGUGCUGAUUUUCCUCCUAGUAAAUUCUGGGGGUGUUGUGGAGAAGUCAUGCAUCACAAAAUUGGAAAGCAGCUAAAUAUUUAUUUGAUUAAAUCAAUACUUUUAAACUACUUUAAGAAGAAUUCUGCUCUGAGGCAAUACAGGUGUCCACACAAGGUGUUGCAUCAGCUUAACUGACCUGAAGGAGGUGUAUAAAUUUAUCUAAACCAGUGGAAAUCUUUGUGACAAAGCUACAAGUGUGGUGCCAUGAAGUAAUAAAUGGCUGUGUGCAAGUCUCUCUAGUAAUCUCAGAGGAGCUUGCAGUGAGGACUGCUGGCUUUUGUAACCUGUUUGUUCCUGUGUCCUAAGCAGCAGAUCUGUAAAGUCUUGCCAGUCAUCCUUUGUGUUUUGUGUGGUUAGUCCAUUUAAUCUUUGCUAUUUUGCUUCUCAAGGACAUUGAUACUGCAGUUUUAAUUAGGUGGUGUUUUGUGUACCCAGACAUGUUAGGAUGCCUUUUGAUUCACUGGUUAAAGGAUCUUGUGAGUACACAGAAAAGAAGUUAGUGGACAGAUGGAGUGAGAAAGCAACUUCCUGAUUAACAUUUUCCUCAGCACAGGUACUUCUGGAAGACUCAGGAAGGAAGGCAGGCAGGCUGUAUUCCUCAGGAAGUCAGAAUAACUGACUUUCAGAAAUAUAUAUAUAUAUUUUAAACAGUCUCUAUAUGGUAAACUCUAAAAUUCUGUUCAGCAUUUACAGUUUAUUCAUUUCUAUAUUCACUGCAAUUUUACACCAGUAUCCUUGUUUUCAUUAGCAAAGGGUUUUCACAGAUGGAUGUGAGAAAGAGGUGAAGGUGGAACUCUGAGCUAAAGAUGUGUCCAGGAUAGUAAGUUAAAUACUAAAUCCACCUGAAAUUUGUUCUAAGGUUUGUCAGAGGAACUUUGUCCUUAACUUUUAAUUUACAGUAUGCCUUGCUCAUUCUCAGACACAAUUGUAAUUCAUUAAGAUCUACUUUGUUAACAGGCUAGUGCAUUGAUUUCCUUAGCACACGUGGCUUUUUAUUUCCUGCAAGAACUGCUUAACUUCUUGCUUUGCUGUUUUUAAGAUAGAGUGUUUGGAUCCCACAUAGAUAGCACAUGCUGUAUUGUUAUGUUUCCUACAAGCUGAUGUGCAUUAAAGCCUUCUCAAUUCUCUUUGUUCAGACUUAGCUGCAUCAUAUCCAAGAUCAGUUAAUUAAACUUCUCUGAACUAAAAGCAUGUCUUCAUUUUGUUGUAAUCAUUGCUGGAAUAAAAAUGGAAUUGAAGUACUGAUUAAAGAUGAGUUGAUAUUAAUAAAGGAGUUUAAUUGUGAUUGAA